Messenger RNA from Cornus florida, 1325 nucleotides. RefSeq names its product L10-interacting MYB domain-containing protein-like. The coding region runs from base 156 to 1061 and encodes 301 amino acids. NCBI's taxonomy places the organism in Eukaryota, Viridiplantae, Streptophyta, Magnoliopsida, Cornales, Cornaceae. The transcript is spliced from 3 exons. The record is from RefSeq and is a predicted model, not a curated record.
AAACACGAAACGAUUAAGCCCUGUUUGGUUUGCCAAUUUCGAAAACUAGGUUUUCUUCUGUAUCUCGUCAAUGGGUUAACGAAACACAGAGGUCGACUCUCGUGCAGUCCAAACACUCCGCUACAGGGAGAGUUGAGGCCAUUCUCUUCUUGGAGAUGGCUAGCAGGUCUAUCCGGUCUAGGAGAGCACCUCCCACACUGCAUCCAGAACAAUCGUCUAGGGCUAAGUGGACAGCACCCCUCACAAAGAUACUUGCGGACUUGAUGGUUGACCAGGUUCAAAAGGGGAAUAGGCAAAGAAACUCUUUUGGCAAGAAGGCAUGGAAGUUUAUGUGUGAUGAGUUCUAUAAGAAAACAGGUUUAAAAUGGGAUAAGGAUCAACUGAAGAAUCGAUUUUCCGUCUUAAGGAAGCAGUAUGGUAUUAUGAAGUCACUUCUUGAUCAAAGUGAUUUCAAAUGGGAUGAAGCCACUGGUGCCAUCAUCGCAAAGGAUGAAGUGUGGAACAGAUAUAUUAUGGAACAUCCCGAUGUGGAGACCGUAAAAAGCAGUGGCUGCCCAAUUUACAAGCAGCUGUGCGCAAUAUUCUCAGAACCGGUUAUGAACGGGGAUCAUAACCGAUCUAAUGAAUGCAAGGAAAUAAUUCAAGAAGCAAUUCUUUGCGCAGAACCUUUAAGCACAUUCCGGGAGGAAUCCUCAUCAGAAUCAGAGGAGGAAGCCGACGUGGCAGGUGAGCAAGACAAACUUCAAUUGACCAUCCCUCCUAGCACAGGUGGUCGCAAGAGAGGGCGCAAGGGGAUUGAUAAUGCUAUCGCAAACGCUAUAUUGGAGAUGGCGGCCGCUUCAAAGCUGAGGGCAGAUGCCAUAGAGCAAUGUAACAACAGAUUCUCUAUAACUGAUUGUGUUAGAGCGCUGGACGAACUGCAAGGCGUAGAUGAGCAAGUUUAUCACGCUGCUCUAGAGCUGUUCAACAAUCCUCAUGCAAGGGAGACUUUCUUAUCUCUCAAACUCGACAAGCGGUUGAUGUGGUUAUAUAGCAAGUGUACUGCACUCUCUAGUUCAUAGUUCACAAAGAGAACUCUCUGGAUCUACUUCAUCAUCUUCAUUAGGUCUUUCUUACUUGAAUAGCAGUGAGAGUAACAUGUAUAGUAGUAGCCUCUUUAUCUCUCUCUCUCUUGUUCAAAAACUUCAGGUCCAGGUGAAUGUGGUUCAUAGAUUGUGCCACCGCGUGGGUAAAUGCAAAAUAUGGCCACAAAAUCUUGUAAAUCUUCGUUGCUUUGCUCAAUAUAAUUAAUUGCAAAAUGCUGCAUUUUGAGAGUGGUUACAAAA